UAAAAACAUACAUUCUGUCCAUGAUGAUCCAUCUUCCCGACUACGUAUCUGAUCUCGUCAAUCGCCCAUAUCCCCUAUAGCCAUGCCUGCACCAGCUGAAGUCCAAGCGGCAACCCUGGAGAAAUUUAUCCAAGGAUGGGCCGGAUGGACCCCAGACGGUUUUCUCGCCAACUGGUCCGAAGACUGCACGCAGAAAACACUGCCUUUCAGCUCAGGGGUGCCACUCCGCACCCGCGCAGACACUGAGAAGCUUUUUCCGGUUCUUAUGUCCCUAAUGUCCAAUUUCACCCUGGAUAUCCAUAACGUUGUCCAUGACGCACCGCAGGGCAAGGCCGUCAUUUACGCCCUCACCAAGGCGGACACACCAUUUGGGCCGUACAGAAAUGAGCAUGCGAUCUUUUUAUGGUUCAAUGAAAUUGGUGACCGGGUGCAGAAGAUCGAAGAGAUGUUUGAUGCGGUUGUAAUGCAGGAGUUUCUACCAAAACUGGACAAGUAUGUGGCUGACAACAAAAUGCAGCUGGGAGCGAAGUUUAGUUAGAAUAAUGUGUGCAUUGAAGUACAACUGAGUGAGGUUCAACAACUUACGCUUU
Molecule: messenger RNA, 590 nt
Organism: Aspergillus novofumigatus IBT 16806
Lineage: Eukaryota; Fungi; Ascomycota; Eurotiomycetes; Eurotiales; Aspergillaceae
Exons: 2
Coding region: 83-538 (151 amino acids)
Source: RefSeq, a predicted model, not a curated record